GAACGCGCCCGAGGCUGUUUGUUUACAUUCGUCGCGGAGCUGUCAGUGAUGACCUGAGCCGUCUCCUUCUCAAGAUCUCCCGUCGCAGGAAUUCGUGCACACGGGGAGCGAUGUGGGCCAACGACGAAGCCGUCAUCGCCACGAACGACGACGCGAGCUCUUGCAAGAGGUGCGCCGUGGCUCUGGGAUAUUGGCCCGACAGAUUCAUCUCGUACUUCGUCAGGUCGACGGAGCGAAAGGCGCCCGAGAUAAAUCGGGGCUACUUCGCCAGGGCGGUGGCGAUCAAGAUCCUCGUCGAUAAAUUCGUGGAGGUUACUGGUGGGAACUGUCAGAUUGUCAAUAUCGGAGCAGGUUUUGACACCCUGUAUUGGAGGCUGAAUGAAGAAGGAAAGUCUAUAAAAGGCUUCGUAGAGUUGGACUUCCCAGGUGUGACUUCCAGAAAGUGUCAUUACAUUCAACGAACAAAGCCUCUCCUACAGGCUGUAAGCGACGAAGAUUAUGAUGUCAAAUUGAACAGGAACAAUCUUCAUGGUCAUACCUACAAGCUAACCGGAGUUGAUUUGAGGAAUUUGACCGAAGUGGAAGCAAAGAUCAAGGAAUCUGAUUUGGAUUAUUCAAUACCUACCCUGUUUUUGGCAGAAUGUGUUUUGGUGUAUAUGACGAUGCCCAAAUCAUCCCAGUUGCUCAAGUGGAUAGCAGAGAAAUUCAAAUCAGCCUUCUUUGUCAACUAUGAAAUGGUUAAUUUGGACGAUAGGUUUGGCGAAGUUAUGCUAAGCAAUCUGCGCACCAGGGGAUGUGAUUUGGCUGGUGCGGAAGCAUGUCACAGCACAGAAACCCAGCGGAAGAGGUUUCUUGACAUGGGAUGGGCUGGAGCAGAUUCGUGUGACAUGGUCGGAAUCUGGUCACGUUUGCCUCCCGAAGAGGUUGCCCGGGUUGUACAGUUGGAGCUUUUGGAUGAGCAAGAACUGCUACAUCAGCUUUUCCGUCACUAUGCGAUCACCACUGCUUGGACUGACCACCGCUGGUCUGACAUUCAGCUGUAAUGUCUUGCAAAAGUAUAACUUUAAAGAGCUUGGCAUAUAUUAUACAUAAAUAUAUUAUAUACUAUACUAUAAAUAACUGUGAAAAGGAAUAAAAUUAUAUGAACUUGA
Molecule: messenger RNA, 1151 nt
Organism: Macrobrachium nipponense
Lineage: Eukaryota; Metazoa; Arthropoda; Malacostraca; Decapoda; Palaemonidae
Product: leucine carboxyl methyltransferase 1-like
Exons: 5
Coding region: 111-1043 (310 amino acids)
Biological process (GO): C-terminal protein methylation
Cellular component (GO): cytosol
Molecular function (GO): protein C-terminal leucine carboxyl O-methyltransferase activity
Source: RefSeq, a predicted model, not a curated record